Molecule: messenger RNA, 3213 nt
Organism: Stylophora pistillata
Lineage: Eukaryota; Metazoa; Cnidaria; Anthozoa; Scleractinia; Pocilloporidae
Product: cilia- and flagella-associated protein 251
Cellular component (GO): motile cilium
Molecular function (GO): protein binding
Source: RefSeq, a predicted model, not a curated record
UGUAAUAACAAGAAGCGAGAGUUUUAGCUCGGUAAACUAUAAGUGAUAAAUUCUAUGUUUACUUGAAUUUCUGGUCUUCCCGAAACAUAUAUUAUUUUGUGUAGAGAACUCAAUAAUGGAAGAAGACCAAGAACAAAGGUCUGGUGCUCAAUCGCGCGUAGCUAGUGCGGCUUCGUCGCAUGUAGAUGGUGAGGAAGACGAGGUGGAGGAGGUGAAACCUACUCCGACAUCCUUGAAUAUGUGUUGGUCGUUUGGUGUAAACAGGCAUGUUCCAGUUCAGAAUUUAUCUAAUGGAAGUAGAAAGGUGGCAUUCUAUGUAUGUUCACAUGUUGGCAUCAUGUUUGACUGGGAAGCAAAUAAACAGCAACUUCUACAAGGCCAUUGUAAUGCGAUUUCUUGUACAUGUGUCAGUGAGGAUAGACGGUGGGUUGCAACUGCAGACUGUGGUAAAGAUAGUAUGGUUAUUAUCUGGGACUCACUCACAACUAUUCCAGUACAGACAAUAUUUGAAGCUCACCCUAAUGGCUGUGCAGCCAUUGCCAUGUCUCCUGAUGCUAAAUAUAUUGCCACAAUAAGUAGCACCCUGCCACAGACUGUAUCUGUGUGGGAUUGGACAGUUAAUGGUGACAUGCCGAUGUGUUCUGUUGUGCUUGGUGAUGACUUUGGAAAACAGACUUACAUCACUUUCAACCCAGAGGAUACAACUGAACUUGUCAGUAACAGUGAGUCUCAAGUUAUUUUUUAUCAGUGGAAUGAGAAGACAUUAGAGUUUGUUGCCCCACCUCUCACAGACAAGGAUUUCAAUCGGAGUGUUGGGCUCUAUAGCCAGUCCAUUUUUCAGCUCCAGUCCCCUAGAGCCCUCACAGCAACAAGUUGUGGCAACAUAGUGGUUUGGGAACAUACUGGAGGGGACUUAAAAUGCAACAGAAAAGCAUUCAAGAUUGUGAAGUUGCAGGAGAAAGCUCUUACACUACUCACAACUACUAACAGGUUCAUUGUAACAGGAGAUGUGGCAGGUCAUGUGAGAUUUCUUGAUCAACAGCUUAGGCUCACUAACUGGUAUAAGCACUUCAAUGCAGGGCCAAUCAAUGCAGUAUCAUUUUCUUACUCACCAAAGAUAGCUGAUAGACAAACUCCUCAAGUUCAAGCAAACUAUCCUCCCAGCUCUACUUUGGAUGCUGUACCAUUUGUAGUAAAUGAUUUCUUGAUUAGCACAUCAACUACUAACAUUGCUCAUUUUGCCACUGAUGGGAGUAAACUACAGUUUGUCCGUAGGGAGCAUGAUAGUGACACUCAUGCCAUAGCUUGCCACCCUUCUGGACCAAGGUUGUGUAUUGGAAGUUAUUCAGGCCUACUACAGCUUUGGGAUUAUGAGAAAAAAGAACUGUUGGCGAGUCGAGUUUUCGACCAGCGUCAACUGAUGAUCCAGUGCAUGACCUUUAAUCCCUCUGGAGAUCUUUUAGCUAUUGGAUUUACCAAUGGUAAUGUGCGUGUCUUAGAUGGAUUGCUGUUGAAGGAAGAAGGGCACAGUGAUGGCCUUGCUGUUUUCAAUCACUGCCAUGAUUGUGUCACUAAUAUCAAAUUCUCUCAUGAUUCCAACUAUUUGGCCACAUGUGAUUUAGACCGCUGUGUUACUGUUUUCAAAGCACAGAUGGAUAACUCGGACCAACCUUGGGUUUAUAUUGGUAAACAGAGAGCUCACUAUAAAACAAUACAAGACAUUUCCUUUGGGAUAGCUCUGGACAGUGAUAUCCCUCGGUUACUUUCCCUGGGCCAAGAUAGAGUGUUGGUGGAGUAUGAUCUCCUGAACAGCAGCACAGAUGACCUCCGUCUCAUCAGUUCAGAGAGAAUUGAACAAAGUGCAGUACCACAGUGUUUCACUUGGUAUCCACCAAUUGUCAAGGAAAAUUUCCUAGUUGUUGCCAACGAUCAGUUCAAAUUAAAACUGUUUAACUCAACCACGAAGAUGUGCAGACAGACGCUGCUAGGACCAACAUAUGGCACUCCACUGAGAAGACUAAUCGUGUUACCAGCUCACGAAGAAAGACUAUCACGAUAUCUCCCUUACAUUACAGUGGACAAGCUAAAAGUGAAAGUGGCUUUAUUCUUUUUCAGUGCGUUGGAAGCUUCUGCCACGCUCGGCGGUGAGGGCCUGGUUCCGUUUUACGGUUUAUUAGAAGGAGGUCGGGACGGUGAACUGUGCGCUGAAUUGGAGGACUAUUUCUAUUACGCCCAGAUCAGAAGUCAAGGUGUGGAAACUACAGACACCAGACAAGUAUCAACAAAAGUACCACUAGCUCAGGUGCCGUAUAUCAUGCGAGCUUUGGGAUACUAUCCCACGGAACAAGAGAUUGAUGACAUGAUCAAUGAGGUGAAAUUCAGAGAUUACGUUGCAACUGGAAAAUAUGUAAAUGAGAUUGAUCUGGGUGAAUUUAUAAAACUUUACGUCAACCAUCGCCCUGCGUUUGGCUUAUCGCCGUUUGACUUAAAUGAAGCAUUUACCAAGCUGGGUAUGCCCAGCGACGAAGGAUUCGUGAUUGAUCGUGACAGACUUUUGACUCUGUUACAGAACAAAGGUGAACAUAUGACAGAGGCUGAGCUGGCCGAAUUCAUGUCUACGUUGCUGGGUCUCGGAGAAUUAGGUGGCAGCGCGGAGACUGGUACUUAUGACGCUUCUAAUGCAAGCGACUUGCUAAAGGAGCAUCUGCCAGAAAAUGUCACUGCUGACAGCUUUGCGGCUCAAGUGUUGGGUUUCGUUACUGAAGGAAAUGAGACGCCGUCUAGCUGAAUUAUUGUUGGGAAGUUUUAAUUUCAGACAUAGUCGCUUUAACGUUGAGGAAUUUAUUUAUUUUUAAUGUUUCUUAGGGAGCAAGCACCCAUUUUAUCAUUUCAUCACACUUACGUGUUAAGGACUUCCCAGGAUACAAAAAAACAUCUCCUCAUACAAAAAGCGUUUGAACAGAUUUUAUAGUUGUGUUUAAAGAGAUAUGAAGUAGCAACUGAGUUAUUCAAACACAGCACAACAAUCACAUUGUGAUCUGUGAUGUGUCCAGUGUGGAAUUUUUUGCAUUCCCCGAAUCUCAUAUGGUCAUCCAGGCAGGAUAUUUACUGCUUGAAAUAGUGUACAUAUGAAUAUAUUGAUAAUCUCUAGCGUGAAAAGCUGAUUCUCUUUAAGGGAACAGCUUAUAAUAAAGAAGUCCAAUUUCUUUAGUA